AACCUCCGAAAAGACUUUCUUUAUUGACUAUUCAACUUUCAUUUUCUAUAAGAUUCACUCGCUCUACUUUACCUUCAACCCCUUGUUCUCCAACUUCUUUUCUUCUAUGACCUCUGAAUUCCAAGAAUCCUCUUCUUCUUCUUCAUCUUCUUCUUCUAACACCCAUCAAUGGACUCACGAUGUAUUCUUGAGUUUCAGAGGCACAGAUACUCGCAACAACUUUACCGGGCAUCUGUACAACGCUUUGCAUAAAAAGGGAAUCAACACCUUCAUAGACGAUGAGCUUAGAAGAGGAGAAGAAAUAUCACCCGCACUUCUCAAAGCCAUAGAAGGGUCAAGGAUUUCAAUCCUUAUACUCUCUAAAAACUAUGCAUCAUCCUCAUGGUGCUUGGAUGAGCUUUUGAAGAUCCUCGAGUGCAAGGCAACAAAAGAACAAAUGGUUCUACCAGUGUUUUUCAAAGUAGAUCCAUCGGAUAUAGGGCAUCAGACAAAGUGUUUUGGAAAAGCAUUUGAUAAACUUGGAGACAAGGUUAAGGAUGAUGUCAAGAUGCAGAGGUGGAAGGAUGCUCUAACAGAUGUAUCCAAUUUGACUGGGGGCUGGCAUUUGUCCAAAGGGAAUGAAUCUGAACUUAUCCAAGAAAUUGUUCAAAGGGUUUCACUUCUAGUAAAUCGUACAUACCUCAAUGUUGCUAAAUAUCCUGUUGGAAUUGAGCCUCGUGUAGAUGAUGUACAUUCGCUUUUAAGUAUCGGGAGUAAUGACAUACGCAUGGUAGGGAUCUUGGGAAUCGGUGGAAUUGGUAAGACAACCAUCGCCAAAGCCAUUUAUAACUUGGUUGCUUAUCAGUUUGAUGGUAGUUGUUUUCUUGCAAACAUUGGGGAAACUGCAAAGCAAGAAUCCGGGUUGGUCCACUUACAAGAGACCCUUCUUUCUGAGAUUCUAAGAGAUACAAGAAUUUCACAGGUUGGCAAUGUGAAUCGAGGAAUCAAUGUGAUAAAGCAUAGACUAUGCUCUAAAAGGAUUCUUUUAAUUCUUGAUGGUGUGGACAAAUUGGUCCAAUUAGAAACAUUAGCUGGAAAUUGCGAUUGGUUUGGUUUAGGAAGUAGAAUCAUCAUAACAACAAGAGAGAAAGCUUUGCUAGCUAAUCAUGAAGUAGACUUGAUAUACCCAGUGAAGGACAUGGAUCAUAACGAAGCUCUUCAACUCUUUAGUUUGAAUGCCUUCAAAACAGAAAAACCUUCUGAGAAUUAUGCUGCACUCACAGAACGUGCGAUAGGUUAUGCUAGAGGCCUUCCAUUAGUUUUAACAGAUUUAGGUUCGGAGCUAUAUGGUAGAAGCAUAGUUCAAUGGAAAAGUGCAUUGGAUAAGUACGAAGCAGAGAGAAAAAGAAAAAGAAAAGUACGAAAGAAAUCCUCAAAAAAAAUAUUCUAUAAAAAUUCAAAAUAAUUUACUCAUACCUAAGUUGAAUGCUAUUGAUGGUCAUUAUUAUUUUUUUGUAAACUCUUUGAAAAAGCUUUGUAAGGAUUUUAUUUGGUAGACUA
This is a messenger RNA of Quercus lobata, 1539 nucleotides long. Its product is annotated as TMV resistance protein N-like. NCBI's taxonomy places the organism in Eukaryota, Viridiplantae, Streptophyta, Magnoliopsida, Fagales, Fagaceae. The record is from RefSeq and is a predicted model, not a curated record. Gene Ontology annotation, molecular function: ATP hydrolysis activity; ADP binding. Bases 107 to 1444 code for a protein of 445 amino acids. Gene Ontology annotation, biological process: defense response; signal transduction. The transcript has 2 exons.